Molecule: messenger RNA, 3255 nt
Organism: Hyposmocoma kahamanoa
Lineage: Eukaryota; Metazoa; Arthropoda; Insecta; Lepidoptera; Cosmopterigidae
Gene: Dip-B
Product: putative aminopeptidase W07G4.4
Exons: 1
Coding region: 1-1536 (511 amino acids)
Biological process (GO): proteolysis
Cellular component (GO): cytoplasm
Molecular function (GO): metalloaminopeptidase activity; manganese ion binding
Source: RefSeq, a predicted model, not a curated record
AUGGCGACUGCCGAGUUUAAACUGUACGAAAAUAUAUUUAUCGAAACAAGUAUCCAAGCUUCUGACUACGAUGGUGUAAUUUUAAUUUUAUAUCCCGAAGAAAGUAACGUGCCAAAACCAAGACUUAUUGCAAGUUAUAUACAUAAAAUUACAAUCGUAGAUAAACAUGUUGAAAAAACACCAACUGUGUGGAAUUGUGAUUAUGUAACUGGUGGAAGACUUGUAAUUUCGCCAACUGGUAAAAUCACACCUUACAACGAUGUCGGAGUGGUGAAGGAAGCUGCAAGGAAAGGCGUUGAAAGGGCUUUAGACGCUGGUAUGAAAAAACCUUUAUUAAUUGUUCAGAAUGCUGUAGAUUUUCCUGACGGGCAGUUGGUGUGUAUACUCGGUGCUUUAGAAGCAUUGUACCAGCCUCUUCAAAUGAGAGAACGCAACAUUAGCAAGCAUUUUUUCAAAAUUGGCCUGCACGCUGAAGAGAAUGAAAGCGAAAGUUUUGAAAAGGUCGUCCGUAAUGCUAUUGCUCUUGAAAAUUCAAGAAUAUUGACAAGAGACAUUGCUGGCGGUGAUCCUGAACGCAUGAGUCCAGAAAACAUAGUCAGCUAUAUCAGAAAUGCGUUUUCUGGUAAUAAUUUCGUAACAAUCAACGUUAUUGAUGAUGAUAAAGUAAUUCAAGAAGAAUUUCCUCUGCUGGCUGCCGUGUCAAGAGCUGCAAACCAAAUUGACAGACAUAAGCCUAAAAUUGUCGAACUGCUUUACAAACCUUCAGAUUUGACACGAGUAACUGAAACAAUAAUGCUUGUAGGUAAAGGAGUAACAUAUGAUACCGGAGGCGCCAAUAUUAAGACUGGUGACUUCAUGACUGGAAUGUCAAGGGAUAAAAGCGGUGCUGCAGCCGUAGCUGGAUUUGUUAAAGCCUGUUCUUUAUUAAAACCAGUUCAUCUGAAAGUUGUUGGUGUCCUUUGCCUUUGUAGAAACUCCAUAGGUGAAGAUUCAUAUGUGCCUGAUGAGCUUAUAAUCUCUAAAAGUGGUAAAUCUGUGAGAGUUACCAACACAGAUGCAGAAGGAAGAUUUGCUAUGGCAGAUGCUUUGUUUAAAGUAUCAGAAAUUGCUAGUAAAGAGUUGAAUCCACAUAUUUACACUAUAGCAACUUUGACCGGCCAUGCGUAUAGAUCUUAUGGUAACUACACAGCUGCUAUGGACAACCAUAGUGCAAGAGCAACAAACCAUGCUAGCAGGAUACAAUUCAGUGGAUCAAGAGUUGGAGAGGGUGUUGAAGUAUCCAUAAUAAGACCUGAAGACCUCACAGUCAAUGAGGGCAAGAUCAAAGGAGACGACUUGGUACAAAUAGAUAUGAACACAAAAACGCGUCAUCACCAAUUAGCAGCUGGAUUUUUGAUCAAGGUUGCAAAUUUAGAAGACAAGAAUGUCAAGUAUACGCACCUGGAUAUUGCGGGAGCAGCUGGGAUUUUGCCUUUGACUGAUCCAACUGCUGUUCCUGUAUUGUCGCUGUGUCAUGUGCAUAAAGUUUUAUUGUAAUUACUUCUUUACAAUGUUUCAAAUGAGGAUAAAAGGCUUUAAGACCCAAAAGGUAGAUUUGCUAUAGUUGUUUUCCAAACCAAAUUGCUAUACAAAUGAUAAACGAGGUUACCUAGGUAGAGGUUACUUAGGUAACUUUAAGAAUGAAAAGCUUAAUGUAGGCAUAUGUUAUUUAAUCUUCUUUUCUUUAUAUAUUUAUGAGCGAAUUAUCGCUUGUUUCGAGGAGCUCAAAGGUUAGGUGCUUAGGGUUUUGUGUUUUGAUGGAUUUAUAUCUUUCUUAUAUUUUGCGUUAUCUUGACUGCAAUAGCGAGGCGUGAACAUUGUCGUUAGUAAAACCGGAGCAAUAAAAAAUCACCUGCCUUAAGAAAAAGUGGCGCCUUGGCAACACUUCAACACAACUUAUUAACACACAAGGUACCUAGUACACUUCUAGUACACUUCAUUUCACUGGUUAACUUAAUCAACACUUAAAUUUAGCACAAAAUGUAAUAUUUGAUAAUACAUGGAAUAUAUUAGGCAAGCCGAUGAAAAUCGAGUUAUAUGGACGCCUCGCCACUGCUUGGCAGAGACCUUAACAGGGUAAACUCUACCUCGUCUCUUGACUUGAGAAAUCAGAGACAAUAGAAUAGAAUAGAAUAGAAAACAUUUAUUCCUUAAGUAGACAACACAGUACACAUGCAUUUUGUAAUAAUAACAAUAAAAAUAGUACUAACUACAAAUAUAUAGAAGAGUACAACGCGUGUGUGCUGUGCUGCCAAGGAAACCGUGACCCACUCAGCUUAUUGUCGUCUCACUUAUGGUGCUACGAUGCUGAUUUUCAGCGGAUCCGGCAACAGAACACACGUGAUAUUGUUUUGUUUUAUUGAUAUUACAAUCUAAUAUUGUAUGUUAUUAGGCUUUAAUCCAGGAUUAUUUGUAAAGUGCUCUUGCAGAACUAUAUUACUAACACUUAUACAAUAACUUUUCUUUCGUGUCUUUCGUACAAAAAUAAUAAUAUUGAAACAGAUGUUUGUGAAUUAAACUGUGGUCUGUGCGGUAAAAACGAAAGCGAUAGCGUAGGGGUCAUCGGGCAGGACGCUUGCCCGUUAGAACUUACUAUCUUACUACCAAAUAUAUAAUUAUCUAAAAAUUAUCAGAUAGUACAACAAAACUGCUUCUGUGGCCGAAUGGUUUGAUUCUCAGGCCGAGAAAAAUAUUUGUCUGAUCUCCAUUUAUUUCUCUCGUGAAUUUGGGUGUCAUUUGUGGUUGCCCAUGUGUGUCCAUGGCACCCGUGACGCAUUGUAUGCUUAGUGUGGCGCUAUAUUUAUUUUAAUAAAUAUGGUAACGACUAUUAUGUACUAUGGUUUAUUACCAUGAUAUACAGUAACAAAUCUAGGAAAUUUAUUAUGCUUUCAAAAAAAUCACGGAACGAAAGCUAUUGAUAAUGAUGUUACUGAUAUAGUUUUACGAGGUUAGUAUUUUACCAAAUAACCCUGUCUGUAUAUUUGUUAUAUUGGUCAUGUUGUACUUGUGCCUGCUCGGUCUUUAGAGGGAGCGAUCCUAUUUAUUUCAUUCAAGCAAAUGAAGUAAUUUGGUGUUUUAAUUCCUUAAAUACCAUUAAUUCAGUGGAAUCUGGGAGUUGGAAAGGAAUAGGAACCGUCCGUUUUUUUAAUAAGAUCAAGAGCCAAACAAGUCGUGUGCCUGAUGGUGAACUACACGCCUGUCCAUAACAGUUACAGU